This is a messenger RNA of Ziziphus jujuba (common jujube), 2904 nucleotides long. Its product is annotated as pentatricopeptide repeat-containing protein At1g11290, chloroplastic. NCBI's taxonomy places the organism in Eukaryota, Viridiplantae, Streptophyta, Magnoliopsida, Rosales, Rhamnaceae. Gene Ontology annotation, biological process: RNA modification. Gene Ontology annotation, molecular function: zinc ion binding; RNA binding; protein binding. Bases 100 to 2583 code for a protein of 827 amino acids. The record is from RefSeq and is a predicted model, not a curated record. The transcript has a single exon.
UAUUGUCUCGAAUCAUUUUAUCCAAACAGGAAAACUGAAUAUAUUUGCUGCUGACAUUGCUUUGGAGCCAUGAAAUGUUAGGACACUAACAAGGAAGAAAUGAGCUCGAAGCUCUUGACCAUUUCGCCUCACUUCCCCGUUCUCAACACCGCCACAACACUAUCAUCGUCAACUCCUUCUAAACCAGAGCUCUCCUUCCCUCCUCAUCAUCGUAACUUUCACAGCCUUUCGGAAAGAACCCACAUUCCUUCUCAUGUCUACAAGCACCCUACGGCGAUUCUUCUCGAGCUCUGCACCUCCAUGAAAGAGCUCCACCAAAUCCUCCCUCUCAUCAUCAAGAACGGACUCUAUUCUGAGCUCUUGUUCCAGACCAAGCUUGUUAGUCUGUUCUGUAAAUACGGAAGCCCAAGUGAGUCAGCUCGGGUUUUCCACUCCAUUGAAGAUAAGCUUGAUGUGUUCUACCACACAUUGUUAAAAGGGUACGCAAAAAACUCGUCUCUGGAAGAUGCUUUUUCGUUCUUUGUGAGGAUGAGGUAUGAUGAUGUCAGGCCUGUUGUAUAUAAUUUUACUUAUUUGAUGAAAGCUUUAGGUGAUAAUUCGGACCUUAAGAGGGGAAAAGAGAUUCAUGGACAGUUGAUAAAACAUGGGUUUGGAUCGAAUUUAUUUGCAAUGACUUCUGUUGUUAAUAUGUAUGCGAAGUGUAGGGAGAUUGGCGAAGCGUAUAAGAUGUUUGAUAGAAUGCCUGAAAGGGAUUUGGUGUCUUGGAAUACUAUUAUUGCAGGAUAUGCACAAAAUGGAUAUGCCAUGAUGGCAUUGGAUUUGGUUUUAAGAAUGCAGAAUGAACUCCAGAAGCCAGAUUCAAUCACAUUGGUAACUGUUUUGCCUGCUGUAGCUGAUAUGAUGUCUUUGAAGAUUGGGAAGUCAGUUCAUGGGUAUGUUGUAAGAGCUGGAUUUGAUUCUUUGGUGAAUAUUUCAACUGCUUUGGUAGACAUGUAUUCUAAAUGCCGGUCUCUUGGAACUGCUCGGUUGAUUUUUGAUCGGAUGGAUAAUAAGACUGUUGUUUCAUGGAAUUCCAUGAUUGAUGGGUAUGUACAAAGUGAACAACCUAAGGAGGCAAUGGCAAUUUUUCGGAAUAUGUUGGACAAAGGAUUUGAACCAACCAAUGUAACUAUAAUGGAGGCCUUACAUGCUUGUGCUGAUUUGGGUGAUCUUGAGCAGGGGAAGUUCGUGCACAAGUUAUUGGAUAAAUUGAAACUUGGGUAUGAUGUUUCAGUUAUGAACUCCUUAAUAUCCAUGUAUUCCAAAUGCAAGAAAGUAGAUAUUGCUGCAAAGUUAUUUGAAAACUUGCGGGAUAAAACUCGUGUCACAUGGAACGCAAUGAUAUUAGGUUAUGCUCAGAAUGGGUGUAUAAAUGAAGCUUUGAGUUGCUUUUCUGAGAUGCAAUCUCAAAAUAUAAAACUGGACUCUUUUACCAUGGUGAGUGUUAUUACCGCUCUUGCAGAAUUAUCAGUUACACGCCAGGCCAAGUGGAUUCACGGACUUGUUAUACGAACUUGUUUGGACAAAAACGUUUUUGUAAUGACUGCUCUUGUUGAUAUGUAUGCAAAAUGUGGAGCCAUCCAUACUGCAAGACAACUUUUUGACAUGAUGGAUGAGCGUCAUGUUACAACAUGGAAUGCCAUGAUAGAUGGAUAUGGAACACAUGGGCUUGGAAAAGCUUCUGUAGAUCUGUUCAAUGAGAUGCAAAAGGGAACGAUCAAGCCAAAUGACAUAACAUUUCUCUGUGUUAUAUCUGCUUGUAGCCACUCUGGUUUGGUAAAAGAGGGCCUUCAGUACUUCGAAAGCAUGAAGAAAGAUUAUGGUUUAGACCCUGCGAUGGAUCAUUAUGGAGCCAUGGUUGAUCUUCUUGGUCGAGCUGGAAAGCUUAAUGAUGCUUGGGACUUUAUUCAAAAGAUGCCCACUGAGCCUGGGAUUUCCGUGUUCGGUGCAAUGUUGGGUGCUUGCAGAAUUCAUAAAAAUGUUGAGUUGGGGGAAAAGGCAGCAAAGAAAAUAUUUGAGUUAAACCCAGAAGAAGGUGGCUACCAUGUCUUGCUUUCUAAUAUUUAUGCCACAGCUUCAAUGUGGGACAAAAUGGCCAAAGUGCGAACAGUGAUGGAGAAGAAAGGGCUGCAGAAAACUCCUGGCUGCAGUCUGGUAGAUUUAAGAAAUGAGGUUCACAGCUUCUAUUCUGGAAGUACAAGCCAUCCACAAUCCAAACAAAUUUAUGCCUUUCUCCAAACUUUAGGAGAUAAGAUCAAGGCUGCUGGAUAUGUGCCCGACACUAAUUCGAUUCAUGAUGUUGAAGAUGAUGUCAAGGAGCAGUUGCUGAAUAGCCAUAGUGAAAAGCUCGCUAUUGCAUUUGGACUCUUGAACACCAGACCUGGAACAACUAUUCACAUACGCAAGAACCUUCGAGUUUGUGGGGAUUGCCAUAAUGCAACCAAGUAUAUUUCACUCGUAACUGGACGGGAAAUUAUAGUGCGUGACAUGCACAGGUUCCACCAUUUCAAGAAUGGAACAUGUUCUUGUGGAGACUAUUGGUGAAUUUGUGUUUCCAAGAUUUGCAUGCCUUUAGAGGAUGGAAUUAAGCUAUGGUAGAGAAAAUUAGGAGGUUUGUUAUUUGAUACUGAGAGUCUGUGAAGUUCCAAGACUAUAAAAUCUGUUGCCGCUAGUCUGGAAGCUGUACCGGACCAAGAGCAACAAAAGGAUUUAUAAGGCUUUCUUCACAUGUAUAUUAGCCUGCAAUUUUGUGAAUUGGAUAAGAAAAAAUAUCUCCUAAAUUUGGUGUAUUUUUUCUUCACAACUUUGCGCCCACUGUUUAAUAAGGAUGAGGGUAAAUGUGCUUAUGCUAUUAUUUUUGUGUAA